Penicillium hordei is the source of this 1590-nucleotide messenger RNA. RefSeq names its product cytochrome P450. Gene Ontology annotation, molecular function: monooxygenase activity; heme binding; oxidoreductase activity, acting on paired donors, with incorporation or reduction of molecular oxygen. The coding region runs from base 1 to 1590 and encodes 529 amino acids. The transcript is spliced from 7 exons. NCBI's taxonomy places the organism in Eukaryota, Fungi, Ascomycota, Eurotiomycetes, Eurotiales, Aspergillaceae. The record is from RefSeq and is a predicted model, not a curated record.
AUGUUUAUCGUAUACUUCACUCUCGCUUUGAUUUUAGGGCUGCUAGGGGUGCACAACCUCAGGUCAUAUUUCAUACCAUUCAGAUAUCGUUCUCUUCCACCUGGUCCUCUUAGGAGACCUAUCAUUGGCAACCUUUUUGAUUUUCCUAAGCGGGGAAGUAAAGAAUGGGAACACUGGUUAAAGCACAAAGAUCUUUAUGGUCCCAUCAGUUCACUUGUCACAAUGGGACAGACCGUUAUCCUUCUGAACAAAUCAGAGGUAGCAUAUGAUUUACUGGAGAAACGAUCCGCUAUUUAUUCCUCGCGGCCACCGUCUGUUUUCGGCGCUGAGUUAGCGGGCUGGAACCGCUUUUUUACCAUGCAGGGCGAUCCAAAUUUGGUUCGUACACACCGAAAAUUUAUCUCGAGCUUGAUAGGAUCGAAAAAUGCCAUCUCAAUCUUGCAUCCUAAGCUUGAACUUGGGGCCAGACACUUUCUAUUGCAGACACUUCAGCAUCCCGGCUCUCUGAUUGACAAUAUUCGACGAGAAGUAACUGAUCCCAAAGCUAGUAUUAUCGGAGCGGAGAUACUAGAUAUAACCUAUGGCUAUAAGGUUGAGCCAUCAGGGCUAGACCCUCUUAUAGAGCUCGCCGAUCUUUCUGCACAACAAUUCUCCAAUGCAGUACAGGUUGGAAACUGGAUAGUUGAUAUUAUCCCUAUUUGGGCCGGAUUCCAACGCACAGCACAGGAAUGGGGUCGGGUCUUGACCACCUUGGCGGAGAGGCCAUACGCAUUUGUCCUUCACCAACGAAGCAAGCAAAAGGAGGCGGCCUCAUAUGUCUCUAGACAUUUGGAUUUACUGAAUAGUCCAGCCACACCGGAUGAGGAAAAUACCAUUAAAUGGACAGCAGCCGUUAUAUAUUCGGGUGGUGCAGAUACCACCGUAUCUUCACUCUCGACCUUUUUUCUCACCAUGGCCCAGUUUCCAGAUAUCCAGCGUCAUGCUCAAGCAGAACUCGAUCUAGUAGUAGGGUCAAGGCUCCCCACCUUGAGCGAUCGCCCAAAUCUUCCGUAUGUUGAUGCUCUUAUCAAGGAAGUCAUGCGUUGGCAUCCUAUUGGACCCUUAGGUAUCCCUCAUAUGACAACACAGGAAGAUGAAUACAAUGGGUAUCGGAUUCCAAAGGGGGCAGUUUUGAUUCCAAAUAUCUGGUCAUUCACACACGAUCCUGAAAUAUACAAUGAGCCGAUGACAUUCAAUCCCAGUCGAUUCUUGCAACAAGAGGACGGCGUUGCUCCCGAGUGCGAUCCUCAAAAGUUCGUAUUUGGAUACGGGCGUCGAAUCUGUCCUGGUCGUUUUCUUGCCGAUACAAGCCUGUUCCUCAUUAUCUCAAAGUCACUCGCCGUCUUUGAUAUUACGAAACGCGUUGGAGAAGAUGGCAAGGAUAUAGACCUCCUAGCUGAGUACCUGCCUGGUAUCAUCAGUCACCCGUCCCCAUUUUAUAUCCAAGUUCGACCGCGCAGUGAACAUGCGCGAAUGCUAAUCAGAUCUGUUGAGGUGGAAGAUCCGUGGUUGAAAGGGGAUUCGGAGGUUUUUAAUGAUAUUCAGUCCUGA